AUGGCUUCCAAGCUUCUUAUUCCUCACCUUUUUAGUCUCAUGCUUUGGCUCUCAUUGCUCUUCUUGUCCGUCCACGGUUGGUUUCAUCUCGUUUCCAAAAAUAACAAUAACCACAUAAACCCUACGCAAGCAGCAGCAUAUCCUCUCAGCAGCUCCGAUCGUCGUUACACUUUGAGCAACCGGAAAGUACUACUGGCUUCUAAAUUCGACUUUUCCCCAUUUGUCCACCGGCACCGGCAUCAUCAGAAGCAUAAUUCUCACAAACAGGUGCCUGUGCGGCCGGAGCCGGACCGAACGGAGAUCGGCCGUGAUGGUUCCGAAAUGCGCAUUGUUCCCACCGGUCCAAACCCGUUGCACCAUUGA
Pyrus x bretschneideri (Chinese white pear) is the source of this 363-nucleotide messenger RNA. RefSeq names its product CLAVATA3/ESR (CLE)-related protein 12-like. NCBI's taxonomy places the organism in Eukaryota, Viridiplantae, Streptophyta, Magnoliopsida, Rosales, Rosaceae. The coding region runs from base 1 to 363 and encodes 120 amino acids. The record is from RefSeq and is a predicted model, not a curated record. The transcript has a single exon.